Molecule: messenger RNA, 5919 nt
Organism: Polistes canadensis
Lineage: Eukaryota; Metazoa; Arthropoda; Insecta; Hymenoptera; Vespidae
Gene: Cep135
Product: centrosomal protein of 135 kDa
Exons: 22
Coding region: 142-5919 (1925 amino acids)
Source: RefSeq, a predicted model, not a curated record
UUAUUGACUGAUAACAAAUGUCAAUUUAUUUCUAUAACCUCAGAAUAAAAUAUAUUUGUUAAAUAAAAUUUUUUAUUAUUUAUCAAUCUCUGUUAAUAGAGAGAUAAUACAUUGUAAUAAUAUGAAAACAAAUAGGAAUCAAUGAAUAAUAUAAUAAGUUACAUUCGUAAAUUAUUUUUUAAAAUGAGUUCUGACGAAGAGUAUAAUAUAGCGGCCAGAUAUAAAACGGUUAGAAAACGUUUAGAUAGUCUUGGUUAUCAACAAGCACUAUCUUUGGAUGCUCUUCCAUUAAUUGAACGCUUACUGGCUGAUCUUAUUCAAACUACAGAAAGCUUGAAACAUUUUAAAACUGUUGCGCAAGAUAACAUUGAAGCAUGUAACCAAUUGCAAUUAAUAAUUGAUCCAUAUAAAUGCGACAAUGCAAGAUUAGUUCAGGAAUGUAAUCAACUUCAUUUGGAUCUGAUAGAAACAGAAGAAACGUAUCAAAAACAAAUUAAAGAUUUGAAGAAACAGGUGUACAAAUUAGAAUGCGAGUGUAACGACCUGCAAUUAGCUUCUUCUAGAAAUUUACAAAAAAUAAAGGAUCUUGAAAUUGAAUCAGCUAAGAAGUCGAAGAAGAUAUUAGAUCUCCAAGGGAAAUGUUUGAAACCGAUUAUAAGCAAUGUAGGAAUCGGUAGCAAAAAGCGUCCUUGUUAUCCGUUAAGAAGACCCGUUAUAGAAGCUGAGCCAUUACCGAAUAUAGGAAGUACCCACAGUACCUUACCUAGUUCUCAUUCCGUUGAGCCAAAAAUAUUAGAUUUAUUAAGCAUGGCAGAUCAUAGAAUGAGCUGUCUAAGCCACGAGGUAACAAAACUUAAAGGAGAACUUUCAUUACAAACUGAUAAUGUAUACACUUUACAAAAUCAGUUAACAACAAAAGAAAAAGAGAUAAUGAGACUGAAAAAAUUGUUAGAGGGUGGUCGACCAUACAGUGCUGUCGUCAAGGAUUGUCUUUGUAAACAAGUUGAUAAGAUGCAUGUUGCAUCCAAUGAUGCUGAUGAAAAUAUUGAUUUAAAGACUAUUUUACAAAAUAAACAAGAGUUAGAGCAACAGUUAAAAGAAGCUGUAAAUAAGCAACACGAAGUUAUGUCCCAAGCAAUGAAACUCGCCGAACGAAAUGAAGAAUUAGAAAAAGAGUUAAGGGAUAUAGAUCACAUUGCAUUAGCGGUAGAAGCUGAUUGCAAUUCUGCAGUUAAGGAAAAUAACAGAAGAGUUUAUAGACUUCAGGAAAAGUUAGAAGAUGUGAUGGAACAAGUCCACUGUUUAGAAACAGAGUUAGCAAUGAAACGUAGAGAAGUGCAAGAAUUGACGGCAGAUCUUGAAGCGAGUAAACUUGAAAAACGAAACAUUCAACGUACGUUAGAAUCCACGUUAGAAGAAAAGAAAAGAAUUACUAAUAAAAUUAAUCAAUUAACAAUAAUAGAAAAAAGUUUAAAUGAUGAAAUAGAAAGAUUAUCGAAAGAGAAUGAAUCUCAGAAGCAAGAUAUUAUACAAUUACAAUAUACAAAUAAAAUAUUGAGAGAACAAUUAGGUUCAACUAAAGUUAUGGAAGGUGCUAGCGUAAAUGAUUUGAAGCAAUUAAGAGAAAAAGGUGAAAAAAAUGAUCAAAACAGAGGGAAGAAAAGUAUGGGAAGUAGAACAGAUGCAGAAGAUAGGGAGUACUCGUCAUCCUCUCAAGAAAUAAAUAUCGACAGAGAAAAUGAUAGAGCAUCUGAAAACAUGCGAAAAUUAAUUAUUGAAAAAGAUUUACAAAUAGAUAAUUUACAACAAAGUAUAAAACAAUUGGAAAACGAACGAGAUUACUUCAGAAAUGAAUGCAAUUGCUUGAAGCACCAGAAAGAUGAAAGUUCUAAUAAAGAAAAUGUUGAAUUGUGGACGAGGUCGUAUGAAUUAAGGUGUCAAUUAAAUGAAAAAGAAAAAAUAAUCUUUGAAUUAGAAAAGGAGAAAAACGAUUUGUACCACGAAAAGAAAGAAUUGGAAACACAACUGGAAAUUUGUAAGAGUCAACAAAAAAGAUCUUGCGCGUCCGGUGCAGUUGGUACCAGCAGUAUGCAUCCAUCUUCUACGUUGUCGCAUGACAUCGGCACAGAAACUACAAAAGUAAUGCUGGAUUCUUUAAGUCGUGAAAGGGAUACAGCUAGAGCAGAUGUUCAACGUUUGAUAGAAGAACGUGACGCGUUAUACGAAAGACUUAAGGGAGCACAAAGAGGAACUGUAAAUGGUUACGACGAUCAAUUAGAAGAUUUGCAAGAAGAAUUAAGAAGAACCAAACAAGAAUUAACCGUACAACGUACACAAUUUUUUCAACUUAGGGCAUUACAGGAUCAAACGGAUCAAGCGCUAGGAGAUAUACAGGGUCAAUUAACUCAAUCCGAGACGGAAUUAAAUAAGGCGAUAGAUCGUAAUAGAAAUAUGGAGCAACAGCAUUUACAACUUGACAAUCAAGUGAAGGAGUUGAAACAAGAAAUCAAUAAUCUUCACACAAAUAUGGCGCAUUUGGAUCGAGAAAAAGAUCAAUUAUUAAUAGUGUUAGAUGAAAAGACUGAAAAGAUCGUCGCUUUGGAAAGAGAAUUGAUACACAAAGAGCAACAAGCAAGUAGCAUGGAACAACAGAUGCGGGAUCUACGACAUAAAAAUGAAAUAUGCAUCGACCAAAGCGCGGAAUACGAACGUCAAUUCAGAUCUCUUCAAAUUGAGGUGAAAAAUUGUCAAAGACAAUUGGAUACUUGCAACAACGAUCGUGAAAAUGCUAUACAAGAGAAUCGUCGUUUGCAGGACGAUUUAGCAGCUGUUAUGUGCGAGGUAAGAAAUCUUCAACACGAAUUGGAAUCCUCGCGUGCCGAAUCCUACGAUUUGAAGAGACAAUUGCAAACUUAUGUUAGCGAAGUACGACGUGCUGAAGAAAUGUUGAACAGAAAGGAAAACGAAAGAACGGAGAUGUUGAAUCAUUUCAGAAGUUUAAGCUUGGAAGCCACGGUAUUGGAAAAUAACAAUCACAGUUUGGAAUCGGAAGCUGCAGAAGCAAGAGGAGCACUUCAAACGGCUAGAGAUCGUUUGAUAGAUUUAGAAAGACAAUUAGUCGAUAAGGAUUGUUUGAUUAGAGGCUACGAGACACAGAUAAGUGAAUUAACGCAAAGCGUUGCUAGCAUGGAAACACAGUUACGGCAACAAACAGAUCAGAGACAGAGAGCAGAAGCUGAUUUGAGUGCAGUAAGGGACUUAUGUAUUAAAAUGGAUCAACAAAAGGAUUCGCUUAUGCAACAACUUGAAGAUAAAGAUAUGAUGAAAGCACAGUACGACACGCAGUUGGUAAGAUUGAGAACCGAACAGGGUGUUAUCCAAGAUCAAAUGGAUAGAGAUCGUGCAACGAUCGAACGUUUAGAAGCUUUAUUGGAUCAAGCAAGACAGGAAUCUAUUAAAGUUCAAACAACAAAUCAAGAAUUGCAGAAUGAAAUGUCGAGACUUAAACAGAAGAUAUCUGAACUUCAAACAACUUUAUCUAACGAGUCUUUAGAACUUAGACAGUAUCAAACUCAAGCUGCCGAGUACAGCAAACAAAUCAGCGAGCUUCGUAGACAAGUUACAAACGAAAGAUUUGAUCGCGCUAAAAAAGAUGAAGAAAAUCGCAGAUGUUUGAGUGAAGAAAAAGUGAAGGAAUGUGGUUGCCGUACACCGUCAUCUAAGGCAAUCAAUUUAGAAGCAAGAAUAUCGCCAGGAAUAUCGAGUAAAGAAUACAUGAAUUCGGAUGGUGGGAAUGAAUCCACAGCUAAAAUUCGAGUAGAUUUACCUGAGAAGAUGAUUUUGACCGAUGACGUUACGAUGGAACCAAUUGUUGCGUCUACACCUAAAAAGUAUAUGAAAAAGAGUUAUUCUAUUUCUUGUUGUAUGAACAAUCUCUCACAGGAUACGGCGAAUGUUAAAACUGUGAUUAAUGAAUCGCCAGAUCAGAAUAUUAUAUCAUUUCAAUUAUCGAAGCAUUCUCUUAACGAAUUCUGCGAUAACAAUCCUAAUUGUUUGCAAUUUACAACGUGUCGAUGUACAAGCACACAGUAUAUGGAAAUUUAUGAUGAAUCUUUUAUAAUAUCAGGUCAACGUCAAUUGUUCAAUGAAUUAGAAAUGCCUGAGAAUAUUGUUCCUUGUGCAGUAAGAAAUGAUUCAACAAAUGAUAAUCUAGAGAAACCUGCAAAAUCUAUACUUAAUAUUUAUGAUAAAUUCAAUAAGAAUAUUACUAACGAUAUGAACGAUACAAUUCGAGGUCUAUACGUUAGAAAUAUAACUGAAUUAUUAGGUGAUAAUAAUAAUAAUAAUAGCGUUUCGUAUCAGGAUAGAAAUUGGAAAUGUUAUUCUCCAAUUAUAAAUGAGGAUUCGAAACGUCCCGAAGAAUAUUUCAAGUUGGAUUCUUUACCUGAUACAAAACUAAUAUCACCUGGCAUAAGAAAGGUUCCUACGAAUAUGGAAACUAAACGAAUACCAUCAUACAAACAUAAAAAAUGUAAAUGUGUGUACAAGAAUAAAAAUUACAAAUAUUUGAGCGACACUAUUACAAAAUCGAUCGCAAAAUAUUCAGAUAUAAAUGAAUGUUAUGAAAUAAAUUCACAGGAAGUUCGUAAAAGUAAUCAGAAUUUGUCGGACAAUAUAUGGAAAGAAAAAACGAGAGAUCCUGAUGGUUUUAUAUCACUAGAUACGAUAAUGAAUAAUGAUUUACCAAAUAAUAAUAAGUAUAGUCAAGAUGAUACCAUAGUAAUAGCAUUUUCCAAGCCUAAAUUUACUCAAGUUUUAUCAGAGAUAAAGGAACAUACAAGGAGUUUAGAAAAACAAAUUGAAAGUAUAAAUAAUAUUAUACAAAAUAUAACUGUUUUAUCAGAAGAAGCUGCUCCUUUAUCGUCGAGAAGACAAAAUCUGCCAGUAUUUUAUGAAAAUAUAUCUAGACUUACAAAUGGAUCGCAAACCGAAGAAUUCGUCGACAUAAAUAAUAAUAAUAAUAAUAAUAAUGAACAAAUAAUAGAAAAUAAUUGGUGUAAAUGUAUAAAGAAACGACAUGCACUUUCAACGUCAUCGUUAAUAAAAUCUUCCGCCUGUCAAAACCCGAUUGCCACGUUUUUGGAUGAAAAAUUAAUAAAACAAGAUGACGAUAACGUUGUCCGUUUUACACGAGAACAACAACGUCCAGAAUUAAAAGAAAAUUUAUCGCAUGUAGUAGAAGAAAUGAAAGAACAAAAACUUUCAAGUAAAGAAAUAAAAAAGCAAAAAGAACCUGACCAAAUGAAUCCUGAAAAAAGUGCACCUUAUAAGAAUGACGAAUUAGAACGAGUACCUUAUUUGCAUAAAAAACAACCUAAGUCGUUCAUUAGAAAAGAUAAAGUUAAAUCGAAAACUAAAGACAAUUAUUGCGAUCAGCCAAAUUAUAACACUGCCACCAUUCCGUACAAUUCCACGACGAAGAAGACUAAAGUAUCUAAUGACGAUACGAUUUAUGAUUUAUAUUUACAAACUACAUUUACACAAUCGUCCAAUUUUCAAAUAGUUGCUGCCACUUCAAUAUCGUCUAUUAAAUUAAAUUUAAAUAGCACAGGAAGUAAUGAUGAUCUCGUUAAAGUAAAAAAGAAAUCUAAACUUUCGGUUGACGGAAAGACCGAAGAUAAAAUUAAUAACAAAGUUCCUUUUCCUGAUAGAUUAGAAGAUAAUUCUACAACGAAAAACAAUUUAAAUCCAUCUAUUUCUAUUCAAUGUAUAACUAUAAGUAAUUCGUCCAUAAACUGCAACGUAGCUGAUUCACGAACUAAAGAAAUUCAAAAUAAUUAUUUACGUGAUAAUGUUAAUCAGAAGAAAGUAAUUAAAAGUAAUAAAAAGAGUAAUAAAUUUAAAUUUAGGAAAAGUUAA